Messenger RNA from Drosophila kikkawai, 954 nucleotides. The record is from RefSeq and is a predicted model, not a curated record. Lineage: Eukaryota; Metazoa; Arthropoda; Insecta; Diptera; Drosophilidae.
AUGCACAAGUUCGGAAUCUCCUUCUUUUGGGCACUAGCUGCCUGUAUCCUGUGGCAAGGAUCAUUCGCAGAGGAUCAGUCGGGGUACAUUUGCCUGAUUGAGAAUCCAAAACAAAAUCAGUGCGACAGCGUUUGUCUUACUGAACUGAGCCCACGGCUUAGCGAAAUCGUCAAGGCCAAGAACCAAGGGAACACGAAAACCCGUGAAUCUGACAACGAAAUUAAAUCGAAGCUGGAGACAUUGGAGGUGAAAGGAGUGGAAGCUAAGCUGGAAAGGCAACUUCAGGUGCAAACCAAACUGGAGGGCCAACAAACCAAGAUGGAGGCUAAACUAGAAGAAAGUCUGAUGGUACUGACCAAUUUGAAGGACUCCCAGGCUAAACUUGAAGGAAGCCUUCUUGCGGUGCAGAAAAAUAUUGAAAACCAACUUCAGCUUGUUGUAAAUCAACUGCAGGCUGUGUCAAACAAGAUAGAUGCCAAGGUGGGAGUUCCGGCUUUAGUCACGAUUGCAAUACCAUUUGGAUUCGAGCGAAUUGGUUCUAGGUAUUUCCGAAUAGUAGAAGAAGAAGAUUCGAAUUGGGAGACUGCUGAGAGAAGGUGUCGUGAGAUGGGAGGUUACUUGGCCUCCUUUCGAAAUAAAGAAGAAUUUGACGCCAUUUUAGAUAAAAUUAGAAAAGAUAAGUGGUAUUGGAUAGGCAUUAAUGAUCGUAAAAAUGAGGGCCACUUCGUAUCUGUGGCCUCAGACAAGCCCGCACAAUUUUUUAAGUGGAGUACGGGUGAACCAAAUGACGAAAAUCAUGAGCAGAACUGCGUCGUUUUGCAUAAUGGUAAAAUCUGCCAGCCAGUGGCUGUGAUUCAUGGCAUUUCCCUGGCUGAUCUUGGCCUCGAACAGCAAUUGAACAUUAUGAUGAUAUUAAGCCCGAUGAGUGUGGGUGCCAAUCGGCCGGAAUGGUGA